Molecule: messenger RNA, 1704 nt
Organism: Ogataea philodendri
Lineage: Eukaryota; Fungi; Ascomycota; Pichiomycetes; Pichiales; Pichiaceae
Exons: 1
Coding region: 1-1704 (567 amino acids)
Molecular function (GO): Hsp90 protein binding
Source: RefSeq, a predicted model, not a curated record
AUGUCUGCUGAAGAAUUCAAAGCUCAAGGAAACGCCGCGUUUGCUGCGAAGGACUACGAGAAGGCCAUUGAUAGUUUCACCAAGGCUAUCGAAGUUUCGCCUACUCCUAACCAUGUUCUCUACUCUAACAGAUCUGCUUGUUAUGCCUCUUUGAAGAAGUACGAGGAAGCUCUGAAAGACGCUGAGGAAUGUGUCAAGAUCAAUCCAACCUGGGCCAAAGGUUACAACCGUGUGGCUGCUGCCGAGUACGGACUGGAGAAAUUGGACGAUGCCAAGAAGUCUUAUGAAAAGGCUCUGGAGCUUGAUCCUUCCAAUGCGAUGGCCAAGAGCGGACUGGACGCUAUUACGGACGCCAAGAUGGCCGAGGGCGACCCAACUAUGGGUAUGGCCAAGAUUUUCUCGGACCCUAAUUUAAUCGACAAGCUUAAGGCCAAUCCGAAGACCGCUGAAUUGAUGAAAGAUCCUGCUCUUGUUGAGAAGGUGAAGAAGCUGCGCACCAAUCCUGCCUCGUUGAGCACCGACAUGUUCACCGACCAGAGACUGAUGACUGUUUUGGCUGCUAUUCUCGGCGUCGACAUGAGCGGGGCUCCUCCUGCUCCCGAGCCAACUGGGUCAGCAGAGCCAGCUGCUGCCGACGUUGAGAUGAAGGACGCUGAGCCAGCCAAGACCGCCGAGCCUGUUCCUGAGCCGGCUCCAGAACCAGUGAAGGACUCAAAGGUCGAGGCAGACGGCUACAAGGCCGAGGCCAACGCUUUGUACAAACAGAAGAAAUUUGACCAGGCCAUUGAGCUCUACAACAAGGCCUGGGAAACUCACAAGGAUAUCACCUACUUGAACAACCGUGCUGCUGCCGAGUUCGAGAAGGGCGACUACGACGCCGCCAUCCAGACAUGCAAAACUGCCGUUGAAGAGGGAAGAGAGAUGCGUGCCGACUACAAGCUGGUUGCCAAGUCUUUUGCCAGAAUCGGAAACUCGUACUUGAAGAAAGACGAGCUGAAACUUGCUUGCGAGUUCUUUGAGAAGUCUUUGACGGAGCACAGAACGCCUGAGGUGUUGAACAAGCUCAGAGCCACGGAGAAGGAGGCCAAGAAGAGGGAGGCCGAGUCUUACAUCGACAAGGACUUGGCUGAAAAGGCAAGACUCGACGGAAAGGAGGCUUUCACCAAGGGAGAUUGGCCAGGAGCUGUGAAGGCCUACACUGAGAUGAUCAAGAGAGACCCAUCUGACGUGAGAGGAUACUCCAAUAGAGCAGCCUCGUUGGCCAAACUCAUGUCUUUCCCAGAUGCCAUUAGGGAUUGCGAGACAGCCAUCAAGCUUGACCCUACUUUUGUGAGAGCAUACAUCCGUAAGGCCAACGCGGAGCUCGCUAUUAAGGAAUACAGAAAGUGUCUUGAGACGCUAGCGGGAGCCAGAGAGGCCGAAUUGAAGAACAACUCGACGGCCAACUUGAACGAGAUCGAGUCGUUGACCCAGAAGGCCAACAGUCUUAGAUUUGCUCCGUUGGACGGCGAGACUUACGAGGAGACCAUGGCCAGAAUUCAAAAGGACCCGGAAGUGGUGCAGAUUUUGAGCGACCCUGUCAUGCAGACCAUCUUGCAACAGGCCCAGAACAAUCCCGCCGCUUUGCAGGAACACAUGAGAAACCCAGACGUCAGCAGAAAGAUCAUGACGCUGAUGGCUGCCGGAAUCAUCAGAACUCGUUAA